Molecule: messenger RNA, 10023 nt
Organism: Dufourea novaeangliae
Lineage: Eukaryota; Metazoa; Arthropoda; Insecta; Hymenoptera; Halictidae
Product: mucin-17-like
Source: RefSeq, a predicted model, not a curated record
AUGGUGCGGAGAUUUUCGUGGUGCACGGUGGUGGCAUUGGUGGUGCUGCUCUUCGUCACAACCGAAGGUCUUCGUGAGCGUAGCACUCAGGUCGACGAUCAUAAAACGCACAGUGUUAGGGAUCGUGGUACUCUGAGGUUCAACACUAAAUCGCCCGAAGAAGCGACCAGCACCUCGCCAUUCUCAAGAUUGAAAUCGUCACGGGACAAGACCACGCAACCAAACAGUGAAAAGCAGAAUGAAGGAACGAAUCCGUUAACAAGUCCCGAAACGAAAUUCGAGUCUAGUAAACGUUCGAAUUUCAGAACAACAAAGACAACCGAACGGAACGUUUCCGCAGCGACCGAAAUCACAAACAACUCGAGAAGAAGUGCAUCAGGGAGGAACAUUGACGAAAUCAAAAAGGGAGAGCCGACAAUUAACAGACGGAACGGAAAAAGGUAUUCGUCAGAAAUUAUCGAAGCAUCGAAAUCAAAAGAGGAUCGAAAUGUCUCAUUGGGUCCUUCAACCGAAGCGUCCAGAAAAACGUUCGCCAGGAGACUCAGCGAUUCGGAUGUCACAGAAAGACUGGACAGCAAUGGACCGUCUGUGUUCACUGUCACCACAGAAUCUUCGAGAUCACGAACUGGAAGGAAGAUUCAAACGACAUACGCACCGAGGGAUUUCAAAGGGCAGGUACCUACUGCUAAAAGGUACAACAAUAGAAGGCCCGAAGGAACUGAGACGACCACAGUUUCGUUGAAGAGGGCCGAAGGAAGACGAUCAACGACAGAAAGGAUCGAAAGACGUACCAGAUCGGGUCGUUCGAAGAGUCAAGAUACUCUUCUGUCAGAAUCUGAGAGCGUCAGAGUUGAUGUUCCUUUAACUGUCGAGAGUACAGAAAGUCCAAUUGAGAAAGAUGUCACUACACCAUUAAGUGCAUCCACUCAGACCGAUUCAGUGACAGAGGUCACCAAAAGAUCAGAUACAAAGGAAUCAUCCAGAACUAAUUCAAGGGGAGGAUCCGAGAGAUCGAAGAAUCGUGGACGUUCCAACGAUCCUGACGCUGUUAAUUCAGGUUCUAGAAGUUCGCGAAGAGGAUCUUCCAAAUUCAACGAUCACGCGACCACUGACGGCAGCGAGCAGAUUGUCAGCCCGAGGAGGAACACUGUACCUCCUAGGGAACGCUCGAGAGGUUCGGAGGGUAAAAAGAGCCCCGGGAAUGAAUCGAGAUCUAGAUCAAGGAGUAGAAGUUUCGAGAAUGGUACAAAAUUGACGACAACUUUGGAACGAGAUGGAAAACGGAAAUCGACUGGGGACAGAAGCCCUUCGGAUAGGAGAUAUAGGGUGUCUGAGGGUACUGCUAGAUCUGUUGAAAGUCGUGGACAGGAUUUGGAUGCGCGCAGAGCUAGAAGUAGAUUGAGAUUGGACACCACUACGCUGAUUGCUAUAGACGUCACGACUACUGCUACACCAGAUACGACAGCGUCCACCGAGGUCUUAACAACUUCCACUGAAUCCGAAGUCACGAGUACCUUAAAACCUGCAACAUUAACCACCGUGACUUCAAGAACGUUAACAACAACGACAAGGCCGUCAUCGACUACGACUUCUGAAGGUGGUGGACGAAAUAGGGGAAGGGGUAGAGGUGGUAAUCAAGCACGAGUGCAGCCGAAAGAGGAUUUCUUCAAUCAUGGUCUAGGAUUUCGAGGUCGGAAGCCCUCAACCGAGGGACCAUCGAGUUCCGGGGACACGGGGAAACCUGCCGUUGCCAAAAACGACACGCAUUCACAUGGAAAUCCGGGCUGGACCCUUCGAAGGCGACCUGGUCAUGCGAACCUAUCCGAGAUGCUUCCUAAAACGGUACUACCAUCGCCGAGGGAUCAAACGAACGAAGUGAUACCGCCAAAUGAACUGUCGACGAGCACUGAAAUCAUAACGACAGUGGAAAGUUCGACGAGAAGAGGCUUCAAGAAGCAACAGACAAGUACGGAGGAAAGUAUUACAGUAGCCGAUGCGACAACGAAGAGCUCCAGAAGGGGUAAUAACAAGGGCUUUGGGCUUGGCAAGACGUCUUCUGACACCGAGGAGAGCGAUAAUUAUCCGCCUGAGUUUAAAGCGAGAUUGACUCAGUUGAAGACUACGAACACCAAAACACCAGGCCCGAAAGCUACGUCUAAAACACCAUUGGAGGAUCAACAGACGAAAGUGUUCGGUCGCCGUACGAGGACCAACUCGAAGGCGUUUGAGCCUGACGACCUCGAUACCUCGGCCUCAGGGAAUCUCUUUCUCACGGAUCAUAGUUUGAUCGUCAAUCCCUUAACGUUGAUAAGUACCACAGGAUUGCGACGCGUGAAAAGAUCCUCGGCGGCACUGUUCGCGGAACGUUCGCGGAUGAAGCUGGAUCUGGCUAGGAGGUUAGUGAAGCCAGAGUUGAACAUCGAGGAGAAUGAUCUCGACGCAACCACGGCCUCCUCCUCUUUCAGCAAACCGAAAACGGCCGACGAGUCCGGCAAGGUCGGCAAGUUCACCAAACCCGCCACGACUGAUCGUAGGGGUUCGAGGGAAAGCUCUCGGGAGGACGUGAAAGUCUUGAAGCUUUCCAGAUUGAGAAAAGUACCGGAGGAUCCGUCGAGGGUCACCAUCAGACCCUCUACCUCGAAGAAAGGACGAAUCAUAUCGGAGAGAAUGGUAACUUCAAUCUCGGUCGAGGAGAGAGUAGAGAAAACGACGAAACCCUACGAGAUCUCGAAUCCCCCUGUUGUCACCAUGUCCGCGGAGGAGGCAUCGGCGACAACCCUAGACACUACCAGGAUCCGUCUAUCCGGUCGUGGUAGCAAGGAGCCCAAGGAAGAGAACUCGACGACGAAUAAAACCGCGAAACUUUCGAACCACGAGAAUAAUGACUCCAUUAUCAGCUUCAAACCUAAGAAAGGUUACGUGCACCAAUCUAGAAAUAGGAAAACCCAGGACCAGUCCACAUCUGAAGAAACUUCCGUAACGAUUGCAUCGAACAAGUACUCGACACAGACGAUUCAGCAGAUCUCGAGGCAAAGGAGUUCGGACGAAUCGAAGGAAGAGGUUAUGAAGAAGAAGUCAAAACUGAUCGACAGUGCAACGAAACCCACGUUCAGACCCCGUUACAGGAAGAGAACAAAGGAUAAGUCUGUAGAUGACGGGCAAGAGUACAAGACAAUAGGUACCACGAAGCUACCUGUAGCUACCAGUAGGUACUCCAGGAAGAAAGCCAAUGUGAAGCCUAUAGACAGCAAAGUCAAGGUCACCAGUACAGAGGAACCACUGCCGCAGACAAAGAAGAUUGAAUUCCGACCUAGAACCGCGACCUAUAGAAGGCACUCGGAGGUUCCUACGACUAUUGUCGAGACCACUACGAAAGUCGAAGGCUCUGGAGUCGCCAUCACUCCACGUUCACCGAAGUAUCACGCUACUUUGAAGACCUCUACGCCGUCCACUCCGUCGGUACUGCAGGAACCACAGGUCAAUCUGAAGAUCGCGAACGACACGGUGCAACAGACUGAUGGCAUUACCGGCAGCAGUAACGGCGACAGCGGUAACACGAAUGUUUUCAAUCCGACCAGAAGCGCGUUUCUUACAAGUGGAAACAGCACGCUCUUGGAGCAACUGAGGAGCACCGUGGCACCGUUGCUCAGCUCCCUUGGUAACAAGACCCCAGUGUUCUCCGGCGCCUACAGCAACGUUAACAACGCGAAUACAGGACAAAGAAUCACACCGAGUGGAUCGCCGCCACGAUUCAGUGCGAGGUACAAGGGCGCCGAAUUGUUUGUCAGGAAGCAGAAUAAUAUUUACCAGCCCACUGUGCCAUCGAUCACCAGUUCGUCCACCACACCAGUUACACCCGUAGAGAACUCCGGCUCGGCACCGUCGGUCGAUGUCUUGAGUCCUGGCGAGCCAAGAUUCUUAACCCUCUAUCAGGCAUUGGAGACUGCUAGCGUCAAGAACGAACAGUUACAGGGAAACACGAAUGAACAGCGACAAGAGCAAGUUGACGGGUUGCCCCAGGUAGAAUCUAGAGCCAGUGUCGCUAACGAGACCGGCAAUAAUCCUAACAAUGACACCACAAGCCCCACCGUAUCGACCACCACCACAGGCCCACAGACCCCAGACACAGCCACUACCCAGGAUAGCACAUUCACCCCGAGAUUACCCGAGGAAACGGUGAACACCACCCCCGUGGUUACCACAGGAGCCCCUGAAAGCCUUUCGACGACCGAACCGGUCUCCACCGGUACAGAAUCAUCCUCCAGUACCGAACAAGCCACCGCGAGCCCAGCAUCUUCCUCCAAUACCGAUCCGACAAGCACAGAAUCAUCUUCCACCACCGAGCAGGUUUUCACAAGUACCGAAUCGUCCACCACUACUCCCAUAAAUGUUGCCUCUGAUCAAGUCAGGACACAGCCACCUCUAGUAACCACAAAUAUACCAGCUACCGUAACUCCAACGAGUUUCGACGUCUUCGCGAGGAUAGGCGAUGGUUCUAAUUCCCUUGCAGAAACAACCACCGUUCCAGAUAAUCAGAAUCUUGUCAGUUCGACGAUGCCCACUGAUGUUGCUACCAGCACAAAUUCUGCACUUGAGAAUAAUACCAGUGAGCUUUAUGGAAGAGUACCGACCACCAUAAUGACCGAAGCCUCGACAAAUUCUGCAGAGACGACCACCGUUUUGAGCACCAGUCCUGCUACUGCGACAGAGGAUCCAGAGAAUAACACCAUACAAAUGUCCGAUGUGACUUCGACUCAGACAGCCGAGGUUAGCACAAAUGUUCCUACGACGGAGCGAGUGGUGAAUAAUUUAGUCGAUGUGGAGACCACUACGCAAGUAAUAGCCACGUCCACGCUUCGUGGCAGACUGAUAGAUUUCGCACAAGAUAUUCUAUCACGAUUGCAAGCGUCUCUAAGCACAACUACGGUAUCACCUCAAGAUAUCACUACCACGAUACCUCCAGCGACCGAGAUAUCGAACGUGAUAUUGGAUUCAGGUAGCAGGGAAAAUACUUUGGAGGUUCUAGCACAGUUGAAGGGGACUGAAACAACCACUACCUCCCCAGGAGAUUCGGAUACUACUAUCCCGUCACAGGUUAGGAUGGACCAACCGGGUUCAACGACAACCGAAGAAGCCAGCGCAGUAGGUUCAGUUACUACACAGUUACCCACAACUGUCACCGAUCCAUCUAAUGCAAUGGUAUCCACUCAAGAAGCCAACACGCAGAACGAUAUCAAUCCAGUCACAUCCACACCGGUAGCAACAACACAAGACCCCCAAACAACUACCUCGAACGUUUCGAACAACCCAACAAGCUCUCCACCAGACACCGAAGUAAUCACAUCGCGAACGGUUACUACCACCGAUGACACUUUACUAACCGAAUUAAUGUCCAUCGCCAAGACACUUCUUUCGGAGGAGAUAAACGAGACCGAACAAUCGACACCUGCACGAAAUUCAAAUAACACUUCUAGCUCGCCAGACGAUGCACCAGACACAGCCCAAGCUGCAGAAUCAUCGUCCAUUCUCCCAGAUGCUACGACAGAAACGGUAGAGUCAACAUCAACCACUGUCGGCCCGCCAGAAUUAACAACCCUUUCGGUUGACCCCUCCCAAAACGAAGUGGAUUCCGUAGAACCCACCACGACCGGUUCACCCUCGGAAAAUUCCUCAGACACGCCCACCACAACCGUUCAGGAUAACGUGCCCGACAAUGAUGUGGAAAUUGUGCAGACAAAACAAACCACAACGUUAGGACCACUAGCUGAAUACGUAGAGUCCACCACUCCCUCGUUCAUGUCGGAAAAUGGGCCACAAACGACUCUCUCGAGUAGAACUUUGCCCGAUUCCGAAACAGGCCUGGACACAACGACACAAUCUCAGACAACUACACAACGCUCAGACACGACAGUCGCGAGUUUAGAACUAACCACUAACAUAUUCGAUUUGAUAUUGUCUAACUUGCUCACCACGACAGAGACCCAAACACCUUCUGGAGUCACAGAGGUGGUCACCGCGUCUACAGACACUGUAGCACGACUAACCGACACGACCACAGUAACGUCACAACCGGCGAUAGUCACCGCCACUAACCAACCCGAAGUAGCUACAACGGUCACUGUUCCUGAAAGUAUCCUCUCCCGUGUAAAUAUAGCCACCAGUACACCGUCGACAUCCUCCGAACCGAGCACCGAGUUAACCACAGUGGUACCCACCACAGAGCUAAUCUCGAACGUAACAACCGAUGUAAAUGUUGAAACUAACACGACUACGGAAGCUGCGACAGAGUUACCGUCCCUGACCACUGACACGGUCGGUAACGAUACCUCUGAAGCAGCAUUCUCGACAACCACCCCGUCGCUGGAUGUUGUUAAUUCAAUGGAUGUCGCAGAGGUUACUACCAACCAGUCCCCUCUAAUAUCCACCGCAGAGUCUGUAAUGGGUAUUACCACUAAUACACCCGAUGAAACGACAAACACACCCCAAACGACCCCGUACCUUGAAAACGAGACUCCAACUGUUGUUGCCCGUUUCCAGGAUACAUCAGCAACCGCCCAAGGGACGGCAGGUUCAGGAAUUGGCCAAACGACCAAGCUCACACCCACCACCACCCCGUCCGUUCCAUCUCCUCAGUCCUUUACAUCGACUCCUCGAACUUUGAUCACUACCACCACAUCAGCUACGGCCGAGACCACGACGAGAACGACACCGACGACCACGACAGAGACACCGACAUCGACGAUUGGACAGCCUGAUAGAACGACAAUGUCAGCCGGAAUGGAACCCGUCACUGUCACGCCAAUGCUCGAGACCACGGCGACUACCGAGGACAUUAACGAGAAUCUCGUCUCCACUGAGGCGCCCGCAACAACAACAGUCUCUCCUGAUACUGCGACGUCGAGGAUAAAUUCUGGGGUCGUCAUGAACGUGACAAUGAAUGCAAGUGGUCCCAGUGAAACGACAACUGGAGUACCUCAAACGACACCUGGAAUGUCGAUGCCAAAUAGUCCUACGAAUCCUCCGACUAUGCCGUAUUUAGGUCGAUUUGGCGGUAGCAGAUUGACACCUGCCCCACGUUUCAGCCUCAGUUCGACCACCAGAGCUCCUUUACGUGAUUACUUGAUCUACGGGAUCUAUCCGAACAAAACGAUCGUUAGGAAACGACCAGAGGACAACCUGAUCGACGCAAGGAACGUGGACAGCCCGUACGUGAUAUUCGGUAUCUUCCCGGAUGGCAGGCUGGUCCGGAAAUUCCCGAACGGGACGAUUAUACCGGAUCCACCUAGGAGCCCGGUCGAGGUUGUGUUCUCACUUAGCACUUCCACUACCACUAACAGGCCACCACCCAGACCGUAUUAUAACCAGGCUAACCAAGGCACUUACAAUCAGUAUCAAGGCCCGGUGUACAGUAAUAAUCUCCCUCAGCCGAUGACAAACGUCGAAAGCCCCGGCAACGUUGAUCUUGGCCUAACUGGUAACGCGAUCGUCGGCCCUAAUGGAGGUGGACCCGAUUUCACGGGACCACUUGGUACCCCUGCUAGCGUCCCAAGCAUCAACGAAAUGAGCGAUGCCCCAUUGAAUACGCAAAUGGGGACAACGUCGAGCGCAAUGUCUCCGAGUCCCGGUCGGCUGACGCCGAUAGUAAGUACCGGUCGACCGCCGACCGAUUCGCAGGGCGGUCGUAUCGUCCAAGAUCGAGAGAGGGACGAGGCCACCAGGACGAAAGAGGCCGGAGGUCAACGCAGCUCCGUGUACAUCGGACAGGACAAGUUCGUCAACUAUUGGACCGACGGGGCUACCACCACUAAUCCGCGCGUUGUCAGUGUAAAUAUAAAUUCAGUAGCCACUGCUGCAAAUGAAGGUCUAGGGCCCUUCGUGCCAUCAUUUGACAAUCUUUUAAAUAAUCAACCAAACGGAACAGUUACAUCUCCGCCCGGGUUUCCAUGGAGGGAUCCACUCGAUCAAAUUUUUGGUAUCACGACUCCCUCGCCGGUGAUAACGGCUUCGGUCGCAUCAAACACGCUGGACGAUUCAGUAGAGUCGAACGGUUCACUCCUUCCACGUCCGCUGAAUCCAUUUGUCGAGGUGUUCACCCCAUUUUCUAGCGCGAUCGGUAGAGCCAAUUUAGUGUCUUCUACUCAGGCACCAUCUAGCGCGCCAACAACUAUAUCGAUGUCAACUAGAACUGCUGUCACAGCGACAACAGCUGUACCUACAACUACUACUACCACUACAACAACGGCGCCAACCACAACAACCACUACAACCACAACUACUAUGGCUCCAACAACCACAACUACUAUGGCUCCAACAACCAUAACUACUAUGGGUCCAACAACAACAAGAGCACCGCCCACCACUACUUCGCGACCCAUAACCACUCCAUCUCUGGCAAAUAUCGUGUCUCGCACAACAGCGACGGCUACCCCUGCGGUCACAGCUAAUCCCACUUUUGCAACGACUCCAUCCAAUGUACCCAACAACUUGUUGCCGAAUAUACAACAGCAAAAUCCGUUUGGUACAUCGUUCGAUGAUUUGGCCUUCUUAAAUUCGUUGUUACAGACUAACUCCAGAAGUACCACCCCGAAAACUCUUACGCAAGUCGAGCAACUUUUAGCAAACAAGAUUCUGUCGCUGGCCCUGAACAAUCCAGGUCCGACUCGAGCUCCAAAAGCAAUUAACCUCCAAAAUGCGUCUCCGAACUCGAUAGUUCCAUCCUCAACAAAAUCUCCUUCAGGUCCAAUAGUCAUCGACCUAUCCCCGUCAUCGACUAUACCAACGCCAACGUGGACACCAUCAACAUCACCGCAACAGCAACUGACUGAGAAGCCAACGACUAUUAAUUCGUUGCUCGAUCAAGCAACGUGGAGACCGAUUUCGACCACUACUGCGAAAAAAGACUUAGGACUUAGUGCAUCGACUACGGCUAAAUCGACUCUGAUAAGCACAACGAAGGCUCCAGUAGUUAUCACAGCCAAAACACCGACUACUCAGCGACCAAGGACCACCACUCAAGCACCAUUGGGUCUUGGAGCAACUUUGUGGCAAGCUUUGUUCGGUGGUGGAUUAUUUGCACCUCAGUCCACUUCUAAACCUACGAAGCCGAAACAAGUGAAGACCACACCGAAAUCCGUCAACAUUACUCCGAAGCCGGUCCCAACAACGCAAAAGCCAGAGACCAUUGAGGCGAUUCCCUUCACUACAUUACGUAGUGUGGAUAUCUCGAAGAUCCAAGUGAGUACGCCGUAUUCUAGCGUGCAGGAUGCGAAAUCUGUGACCACGCCUAGCUCAGUAUCCACGACCAAGUUGUCGUUGCUGAACAAUCCGAACCCGAGGCUGCCCAAUGUCGACAUGUCGACGUUCUCUCCCGAAGAUGACGCUAAGUUCUUGGUUGCACUGCUGAACGCUGUUCAAAAGGACAAUAAAGCCAGCGCCCCGAAAAAAUCGUCCAGUUUGAAGCCAGAUGACGAAUCGUUUUUAAGAGCGAUAUUAAGCGGACGUGCCCUUACGACAACUCCUGCGCCGUCGAAUGAAAUCAGUAACGCUGCCUUAUUGGCGGCAUUGUUAAAGGCCCAAGGUAUAGAACCACCGACUCCUGCUACCAACAUUAGAGAGCAACUAUUGUUAGCUAGCCUCGGUCUGAGCGUCACCUCUGCUCCGACCGGGUCCCCUGCUACCGAGUCCACGACAAUCACGACAGGGCCAGCGUCGUCGACUGGGACUCCCCGACCCGUGGACACCACGAAAAAGUCGGCGACACCGAGACCGACCUCAAGACCAAGGAUACGCACAACAACGUGGUCGCCGAGCUCGACGUAUCCACCUCCCCUCUUCAGUUCCUUCGCCAAUUACGGUACUCCGGCACAGUCAGCCGAAGGUGGCGAUAAUUCUGGAAGCGGCGCGUUAUUCGGCGCUACCAGAGCGUUCAGUCAGUUUCUCGGCGCCGCGAUAAGCGGGGCGGCGCAACAGUUGCAGUCCUUAGUCAGAAAUGGAACCAGAAUCGUGUCCGAAGUGGUGGGAUAA